AUGGUGUUCCAGACCCCAUUUGCGGGCCACCGGAUCAACGCGUUUAACCCGUGCUUCUUGUCUCUUAUGUACAUAGGUAUUUCCGCAUUCUUUGGCUUGUUGUGCCUCUUUCAGUUUGCGCAGCUCGCCUCGCGUAAGACCCACGGCAGCUACUUUAGCCUUGAGAACGUAGGCGUACCCCAGUUUCUCCGCGUCGCCUUGACAUUGGUCCAGGCGGUCUUCUUCUUUGCGCUUACCAUCCAUUCUAACGUGCUCUACACCUCCUCGGACAUCCGGACCGCGGGUUAUCUCUUGUCGGCCGUAACCCUUCUCGCUUUCAUCUUGCCCUUGCACGUCGUAGAGACUACCUCCAGCCCUACCGCUUCUGGUGGUCUUCUUGUCUAUUGGCUCACGGUUGCGACUUUCCAGGCCAGUGUAGUUGUCCAGAAUACCACCGAGUGGAAGAUCCUCCCGGGCACCGAAACGCUCGAUAUUCUCAUCCUCAUCAAUGCCGUCAUCAUUCUUGUUUUGGAAAACUCCUACUGGUCACCAGCUAAACGUCUUAUUGGUUACUACACCAUCCAUUCGCAAACAUUGACCGUUCCUAACAUUUUCGAGUACAUCACAUUCAGCUGGUUGACCCCGCUCAUUACCAAGUCUUACAACGACGGGACCCUCGACGAGUCGAUGAUCCCCGAACUUCCACCGGCCGUCAACGUUGUUAAUAACGCGGCCAAGGUCUCCCAGGCAUGGAAGAAGGAAACCGCCAAGCCAUCUCCCUCAUUGGUCCGCGCUUUGGUCAAGGUUUUCGGGUGGGACAUGGCCCUCGCGGCGGUCUUCCAGAUGGUGGAGUGCUGCGUCAUGUUUAUCCAGCCGCUCCUUCUCCGUAUUUUGAUCCGCUUCUUCUCCACAUAUCAGAACGAACCCGAAACAACCCCACCGUUGCUUUUCGGGGCCGUGAUCUCGGUCGCGAUGUUUGUCAACUCCAUGCUCGAGCUCCUUUCUUUCAACUUCUACUUUGUCCGGGUGUUGGAGCUCGGGUUCAACUGCAAAACCAGUAUGAUGGCCUUGCUCUACACAAAAACGUUGAGGAUGUCCUCCGAGGCCAAGCUGAAGAGCAGCGACGAUUCCGAGGACGCGGGAGGUGACGUUGUCAACCUCGUGUCUGUGGACGUUGCCAACCUCCAGAACAUGUCGCAGAACGUGCAAUCGUUUGUGUCGCUUCCCUUCAAGUCCACGUUGUGUAUCAUGUCGCUCUACUACCUCAUGGGCUGGGCGGUGCUUGGGGGCGUGGCAGUGCUUGUGCUCUUGGUGCCGGUGAAUGUGCUCAUCGCGCGCAAGAUGGAGAAGCUCUAUGGGGUCCAGAUGAAGACCAAGGAUUUGCGGACCAAGGCCAUCAAUGAGCUCCUCACGUCCAUCAAAUCCAUCAAAUUGUACGCGUGGGAAAAACCGGUCUUGGAGAAGAUUACGCAUAUCAGAAAUGACCUCGAGUUGGAAAACAUCCGCCGCAUCGGAAUCUUCGACUCCAUCACCGUCUUCUUCUGGGAGGGUCUUCCGUUCCUCAUCACCUUUGCGACCUUUGCGACCUUCCUCGUCCUUGGAACCGCCCCGUUGACCCCAGACAUCAUCUUCCCAGCCUUGGCUUUGUUCACCAUCAUGGGCGACCUCAUCUACGAGAUCCCCGGGCUCAUCUCUGCGAUCAUCGAGACCAGAGUCUCGCUCGUCAGAUUGUCUGGCUUCUUAGCCUCUGGUGAGAUUGACACUGACUUGAUCGAGAUAAGCGACUCGCAAACACUCCGCGCGGGCGACGAAUCCAUCCGUGUGCUGAACUCCACGUUCCUCUGGAGCAGAAUUGAGGCCAAGGCGGACGAAGAGGCCACGGUGGAUCGCCUGAAGAUUGCCUUACACGAUAUCUCCUUCUCCUCCCACAAGGCCCGGUUGACGUGUAUUGUGGGGACUGUCGGCAGCGGUAAGUCCGCCAUGUUGAAGGCGAUUUUGGGCGAACUCCCACUCCUCAGCGGUUCCAAAGUCAAGAUUGACGGUUCGCUCGUAUACUGCGCGCAGUCGCCGUGGAUCAUGAACGGGACGGUCCAGGACAACAUCACCUUUGGGUGCCGUUUUGACCCAGACUUUUACGCCAAGACGGUGGAGGCGUGUGCCUUGGGCCCGGAUAUGAAGGUGUUCCCUGAUGGCGACAAGACCCAGGUCGGAGAGAAGGGGAUUUCGCUCUCGGGGGGCCAGAAGGCACGUAUCGCUAUUGCGCGUGCGGUGUACGCGCGUGCAGACAUCUACUUGCUUGACGAUGUGCUUUCUGCUGUUGAUGCCCAUGUGGCACACCACCUCACGACCCACGUAUUGGGUCCGCAGGGGUUACUCGCAUCCAAGACAAAGGUUUUGACGACGAACGCGAUUCCAAUCUUGAGUCAUGCAGAUGAGAUCCUUCUCUUGGAGGGGGGAAAGAUUGUGGAGAGAGGGAGCUACGAGGAGGCGGUGCUGCGGGCCGAGGGGAUCUAUAACUUGAUCAAGGAGCACGGCAUUGGCAGUGCCAGCGAAGCAGACUCAGACACCACCAGUUUGGUUGAGGGAGCGGGGUCUGCUGAAGGAUCUUCUUCCGCGUUGAUUGACGCUGAAGGACCAGAUGGCCCUGAGCGUCUUGACCAGGACACUUUGAUCGAAAUUGCAAAACUCGAUAAUCCUCGUCGCGGUAGUCAGCCCACCUUGAGACGCGCGAGUAUGGCUACUUUCGAGAGAAAGCCCCGUCCUAAGGAUGAUGAAGACGAGCGCAAGACCGCCCAGGCAUCGGAAGCAUCCGCGACCGGUUAUGUCAAGUGGGAGGUGUACAAAGCAUAUGCACGCGCGUGCGGGAUUUCUUCGUGUAUUCUCCUCACAGUGUUUGUGAUUUCUAACCCGAUUCUCGGACUUGGUAGCAAGUUGUGGUUGAAGCACUGGUCCGAGGACAACGAAAGCAACGACGGCAACCUCGACGCGUGGUUCAACAUCGGGGUGUACUUCUCGCUUGGUUUAUCCUCCUCUUUGGGGUCGUAUCUCCAGGCGUUGGUGAUGUGGUGUUUGUGCUGCCUUCAGGCAUCAAAGGUCUUGCACGAAGGAAUGCUUGCGGCAGUGAUCCGCUCGCCGAUGUCCUUUUUCGAGACCACGCCUAUUGGCCGUGUAAUGAACCGUUUCACGUCUGACGUGAAUCAGGCGGACAACGGGUUGCCCCGGGUGUUUGACAUGGUCAUUUCCACGUCUGUUGAGAUUGUGAUUGCUUUCAUUGCCAUUACAUAUAUCCUUCCGCUCUUUGGGGUAUUUAUCGUGCUCAUGCUCGUGUUCUACGUCUACUACCAGAAUUAUUACCAGGUGACGUCGCGUGAGUUGAAGCGUAUCACCAGUGUCACCUUGUCGCCAAUCUUUGCCCACAUUCUGGAGACUUUGAGCGGAAUUGACACCAUCCGCGCAUACGGCCAAACCGCGCGCUUCGAGUUCCUCCAUGUGUCCAAUAUUGAGAACAAUUUGCAGUCGGCGUACACAAACAUGUCGUCGAACCGCUGGAUUUCCUACCGUUUAAGGGUGUUAGGUGCCAUUUCGUUGUUUGUGGUGAGUUCUUUGUGCAUUUUUUCCUUGACCACUGCGAGCCCAAUGAGCUCCGGGAUGAUUGGUUUCAUUAUCACAUCCUCCGUGGACGUCACCAUGCGUUUGAGUUGGUUUGUUCGGUUAGCGGUGGAUGCUCAGACGAGAAUUGUCUGUGUUGAACGUAUCAUGGAGUACAUCAAGUUGGCCCCUGAGGCAGAGCCAGUGGUGGAGGGCAAGCGCCCGCAGCCCCAGUGGCCGGACCAGGGUGAAAUCAGCUUUGUCAACUACACCACACGCUACCGUGAGAACCUUGACCCUGUGUUGAACAGCAUUUCGCUUGACAUUAAGCCUCGCGAGAAGGUUGGAAUUGUAGGGCGCACGGGUGCUGGUAAAUCCACAUUGACGUUGGCGUUGUUCCGCAUGAUCGAGCCCACCGAAGGCCACAUCACUAUCGAUGGCUUGAACACCAGCGAGAUGGGGCUCCAUGACUUGAGAAGGAACUUGAACAUCAUUCCGCAAGACUCGCAGAUCUUCCAGGGAACUGUCAGGCGCAACUUGGAUCCAUUUGACCAGCACACGGACGAUGAGUUGUGGAAGGUGUUGAAGUUGGCGCAUUUGGAUGUGCAUGUCGCAUCUAUGGGUGACGCUGGUGAAGAAGGCGAAGAAGGCGAAGAAGGCGCUGCCGUUGGCUUGCUCGCUAAGCUCAAUGAAGGGGGCUCCAACCUCUCUGUCGGCCAGAAACAGUUGAUGUGCCUUGCGCGUGCGUUGCUCAACACGUCCACUGUGCUUGUCCUCGAUGAGGCCACGUCCUCCGUGGAUGUCCAAACCGACAAAAUCAUCCAGGAGACAAUCCGCAGCGAGUUUGCUUCCAAGACAAUUUUGACCAUCGCACACAGAUUGGACACCGUUAUGGACUGUGACCGUAUUGUGGUGUUGGACAAGGGUGAGGUUAAGGAGUUUGACUCUCCUGCAACCUUGUUGGCUGACAAGAACGGGAUCUUCUACGGCUUGUGCGAACAGGGUGGGUACUUGAAGUAG
Molecule: messenger RNA, 4587 nt
Organism: Babjeviella inositovora NRRL Y-12698
Lineage: Eukaryota; Fungi; Ascomycota; Pichiomycetes; Serinales
Exons: 1
Coding region: 1-4587 (1528 amino acids)
Biological process (GO): transmembrane transport
Cellular component (GO): membrane
Molecular function (GO): ATP binding; ABC-type transporter activity; ATP hydrolysis activity
Source: RefSeq, a predicted model, not a curated record